Molecule: messenger RNA, 1239 nt
Organism: Aspergillus nidulans FGSC A4
Lineage: Eukaryota; Fungi; Ascomycota; Eurotiomycetes; Eurotiales; Aspergillaceae
Product: TADA1 family protein
Exons: 4
Coding region: 1-1239 (412 amino acids)
Biological process (GO): positive regulation of DNA-templated transcription
Cellular component (GO): SAGA-type complex; nucleus; SAGA complex
Source: RefSeq, a predicted model, not a curated record
AUGCAGCAGAUCGACCUAGCGGCCUUGAAUCGAGCAGCAGAAGACUCUGCGUCCGCUGUCCCUCCAUCGAGAAACGCGGCACCUACGCAGAAAUCUAAAGCGUUGAUAUCUGUGUCGCGGUUGGACUUGGGGCCUCCCUAUCUUGAACUCAAAAGCCGAAUCGGCGCCAACUGGGCUGAGUACAAGGAGGCCAUCACGCUCUUUUUACUAGGGCAAUUGAAUCAAGAUGAACUCUCAUCACGGAUCGAUCCUAUAAUAUGCGCCGAUCCAAAAACCGAACAUCUACACAAUAAUUUCAUAUGCGCGAUCAUUGCCAAUCUCACCAGAGAUCUCCCUGAUCAUGGAGUUGCUAGUUGGGUAUCGGCGAACGACAAGCCGUCUGUCGUGUCGAAGCCCACCUCCGGGGAUGCUGCUGAACAGCGACUCAAGACGGAGGUAAUGCAAUUACCACCAAGAGAUCGCCGGCGGAUUAAAGCGAUUCCAGAGCGCGACCCCCACGAUGCAGUACGCAACGAAUUGGAGGAGUACCAUUUGGCCAAACAGAUAAAACUGCCAAGUCAGGUUCCAGCAAGCGCGGGUGGUCUAAACAUGACAAACUGGGAGUUAGAAGUCCGAAAACGGUAUGUGCAGCCGCUCGCCUCGGAGACCGGUGAAUUUCCGGACGCUGAAUCGAUACACGCCCGAAUGACACCUAUUUGCUACGAAGAGUCGGUCGUUAAUGGUGCGGGUGUCGCAUGCGCCGAGUUCAUGGCAAUAGCUACCGAAACGUUCGUCAAGGAGGUACUUUCAGUAGUGUUUUCCCGAACACGAUGCAAUGGUCCUUCUGGUACCAUCAACGGCAUGAUGAAACGAUCAUAUAAGCAACAACUCGAGCGUGAAGAGCUUGCCUUCACGCGCGGUGAAAUCGCCAAAGACGGCGCAACUGGCUUGCUUCCCGUGGAGGCCAAGGAAGCCAGGACUCGCAGCGCCCUUGGGGUUCGGGACCUCCGUUUAUCGCUAGAGCUCGGAAGCGGAGUCCUGAGCCAUAUGCCAUUACUGGUAGACCAAAUUAUGGGAGGCUAUUUCGAAGACGAGUUAGAAGCCGACAGACGAGGACGUACUGAUACAAAUGGCACAGAACCCACGGACAUGGAUGAAAUGGACGUGGAUGAAGCAGACUGGGGCUGGGAGGGAGCCACGGCAGGCGAUCACCAACAAUUGGGCACUCUACUGGACGAAUGUUUGGCAAUGGCCUCGUAA